AUGUUUGAAAAAAAUUUAACUGAUUUAAUUCGUGGAAUAAGAGCGAAUAAGAAACAUGAACAAAAAUACAUUGCAACCUGUUUACAAGAAAUACAUCAAGAAGUUAAAUGUAAUGAUCCUGAUGUGAAAGCAAUGGCUAUUUCAAAAUUAACCUAUCUUCAAAUGUUGGGCUAUGACAUGUCUUGGGCAUCUUUUCAUGUUGUUGAGGUAAUGUCUUCACCAAAAUUUACACAAAAAAGAACAGGAUAUUUAGCAGCUGCACAAUCUUUUCGUCAAGACACCGAUGUAUUAAUGUUGACAACUAAUUUAUUGAAAAAAGAUUUAGCCUCUGGAAAUCAUCUUGAAGUUGGUGUAGCUCUUAAUGGACUCUCACAUUUAGUAACUCCAGAUCUUGCACGUGAUCUAUGUCAAGACUUGGUUUCUAUGCUUAACCAUUCUAGGCCUUAUAUUAGAAAAAAAGUAGUUCUUGUGCUUUAUAAAAUUUUCCUGAGAUUUCCUGAGGCAUUGAGAAUUAGUUUUCCAAGAUUAAAAGAAAAAUUGGAUGAUCCUGAUCCAUACAAUUUAAAUAAGUUUAAAAUACUACAUGAUUUUUUUGAAAAUUCUUUAUUAGGAGAGAUAUUUAAUGAAUCAAAAUGUUCAAUUAAUUAUGAUGAUAAAACUUUAUUUAAUAAUAAUAAUAAAUCAUUAAUGAAGUCUGCAUCAGAAAUCACUUGUAAUAUUUUAUCUAAAUUAUUUACCGAAGUUUCACAUCAUCAAACUAUCGGAAACAAAUCUAUAUUUUUAAUAUUUGCUCAACACCUGGAUAAUACAUUGGUACCUUAUAUGAGAAUGAUAGAUGAUUGGAUAUGUAAGGGGGUUUUAAAUGAUCCUGCAAAUGAAUUUUUUAUUAAACAAUUUCCUGAUUUUUUAUCACCUUUGGUGAGUAGGAUUUUAUUUUCUGGAAAAGCUCGUAAUUUACUAAUGACAUUAAAAUCAAAUGAGAAUAUUGACAAAUAUGUGGAAAAUCUUGAAGAUGUUAAAGGAAACAACAAUCACAGUGAUAGUGAUAAUGAUAUUUUUGAUAAAUAUGAAAACACAAAAAGUUCCAAGGAUAAUAAUAAAAAUGACAACACAAGUAGCCAAUCAAACCAUGAUGGUGAUGGUGAGACUAUUAAAUUGCUAGAAAUUGGAAAAUUGCCAGAUAUGAAUCAGAUUGUUGAUAUAUAUCCAAAGGUUAUUUCUUAUCAGUUUCCACUUUUAUUAUUAUUAACUCAAUCAAAGACAAAGAAAGAAGGAAAUAUAACUACAACUGCAACAAAAAGUGAAUUGAAUGUUUCUUUGCCUCGAUAUGAAAAGAUAGGACAACAACUUUACAAGGCUUUAGUUAGACAAUGUGAUCUUUGGAAACAUUUAAAAGCACUUUCUGGGAUGUAUUUUAUGUUACAGGGUGAAUCUAUGCAUCAAUUAUGUGAUAUAAUAUUUGAUAGGAUUGAUAAAAAGCAAGUUUGGUAUGAUGGAUAUGUUAUUAACCAUAUUUUUCUAAACGUUGUAGAAAAUUUUAAAUGGUUAGAUAAAAAUUUAGUUAGUGCUUGGAUUGAUGAUGAUGAUUCUACAAAAAGACCAAAUACAACAACUGUUAACGUUUUUGAAAAAAUUGUUAUUGAUUAUCGUGUAACAAAACGAGCAAAAUACCUUUUGGAAAGAUUAGCAUUUACCAGGAUUCAAAGUCAUCUAGAAAAAACAGCAGCCAUGAUAUUAUUUUAUGGUGUCAGAAUAAAAUUAUUAUGGUUUUUAAAUACAAUUUAUGAUUAUACAAUGAGAACAAUACUUCAUUCAGAAACUGAAAAUUUUCAUAAAAAAAUGAAACAAAUUUUUGACGUUGAUGAAAUGGUAAAAAUGCAUGAACAAUUUAUUCAAACAACAUAUGAUAGAUGUUUACUCAAUGAAAAGGCAAAACCUAUUCAUAAUUCAAUAUUGGAUGUAUUUAAUUUGACAAUACAAUUUACUACGUUAUAUACAAGAUAUCAAGAGGAUGAUCAAUGGAUCAGGCCAAAUAAAAAUGAUAACAAACCAUUGAUACCUUCAAUAGUAGACUAUGAAGACUUUCUCCAAGGUCUAACUAUAAUUGAUAAGGAAUUCAAUAGACAUAAAGAAUUUAUAACUGAUACCGCUAGAGAAAUUGCAAAAGUUGGAGGUUUUUGGUGGCUUGAUUCUUUAGCACUGUCAUUAGGAUAA
Entrophospora sp. SA101 is the source of this 2214-nucleotide messenger RNA. Lineage: Eukaryota; Fungi; Glomeromycota; Glomeromycetes; Entrophosporales; Entrophosporaceae. The record is from the annotation of a GenBank genome assembly.